AUGGCGGAGGACAUCAAGGCCAAGCUGGAGCGCUACAAGACGGCGCCGUUCGACAGCCGCUUCCCCAACCAGAACCAGACCCGCAACUGCUGGCAGAACUACCUGGAUUUCCACCGCUGCGAGAAGGCGAUGGCGGCCAAGGGGGCGGACGCCACCCCCUGCCAGUGGUACCAGCGCGUCUACAAAUCGCUGUGCCCCACGGCCUGGGUGAGUGUCACUUCCUGUGUCACCCCCUGCCAGUGGUACCAGCGCGUCUACAAAUCGCUGUGCCCCACGGCCUGGGUGAGUGUCACUUCCUGUGUCACCCCCUGCCAGUGGUACCAGCGCGUCUACAAAUCGCUGUGCCCCACGGCCUGG
Mesitornis unicolor (brown roatelo) is the source of this 357-nucleotide messenger RNA. RefSeq names its product cytochrome c oxidase subunit 6B1-like. The transcript is spliced from 2 exons. Gene Ontology annotation, cellular component: respiratory chain complex IV; mitochondrion. Lineage: Eukaryota; Metazoa; Chordata; Aves; Mesitornithiformes; Mesitornithidae. The record is from RefSeq and is a predicted model, not a curated record. The annotation marks the transcript as partial.